Molecule: messenger RNA, 387 nt
Organism: Hypoxylon trugodes
Lineage: Eukaryota; Fungi; Ascomycota; Sordariomycetes; Xylariales; Hypoxylaceae
Exons: 2
Coding region: 110-346 (78 amino acids)
Source: RefSeq, a predicted model, not a curated record
GGCCUACUGAGGAAUCUCUCAGGUUGCAGGGAAUGGACCACCCCCCAGCUGCGUGCGCAUCAUCAGAUGUCGCACUUCGAUCUACCGCAACUUGAACGACUCUGGUUGUAUGCAGCAUAUGGGACUGACUUGGCUUACCUGGUUCACCUUCACGGCUGCUCUCACAGUACAUGCGUCCAAAUUCAAUAUAAUACAGGAAUACGGCAUAGCGUAUAGUUACUAUACUAAAUACGUACCCGAACCCCUAUCGCUUUUCUCAGAUCGGCGCAUGCCGGGCGGCUUUCAAGGUCUAGGGGAGGGACCUAUUGCUGAAGCCAGGUCUGGAUUUCUCCACCUUAGGAGCUAGACUAGCACAACAAAACCAAUAAGACAGGAUUAAAGGAUCGC